GCAGUCGCAGUUUUCAUAAACGCGUGUUUGUAAAAUUCCUUUGUAGUCGUCUCUCGGUGCUUCAAAAACGUGGUCGGAAAGUGAAAAGAAGUUUGUAAAUAAACCCAAUAAACCGUACACACGCUGUUCGGUGAGCUCUCCCGCACAGAGCGAUUCUGUAUCGAUUUGCCGUGUGAAGUAAGUAUUCGUGUGUAGUGGCAAUUUUCGUGAGCAGUCUCGUUCUUUUCACACGACAAAAAUGGCUGCUUCCAGUGAGACUAUACUGCAGGCGCUUCUUUUAGAUUAUCUUUCCCGGAAAGAUAAAACCUUAGCGGAAGUGUAUCAGAAGAAAUUCAAAUCGCCCGUUAUUGGAAAAGGAUCACCACGCUUGGAAGAUGUUGUAAAACUGUACCAGACUACAGGAACCAAGAAAAUCGCGAUUGCGAAACCAGCAGCAGAAUCCAGUUCUGAAGAUUCCUCAGAAGAAGAGGAAGAACAGACACCGAAAAAGCCAGCUGUGAAUGGAAAACCAGUAGCAAAUGGUAAAGCUGCAGCCAAUGGCGUCAAAAAGGAUUCAUCUAGCUCCGAGGACAGUUCUGAAGAGGAAAAACCUGUUCUAAAGAAGGCCCCUGUAAAAGCUACGCCGGCCAAAACGCCAGCUAAGGGCCCGGUGAAAGCCGCAAAAAAAGCAUCAAGCAGUGAAGAUUCCUCCUCCGAAGAAGAACAGAAAGCUCCUGCCAAAACUCCGGUAAAACCACAGGCCAAAACCCCUGCAAAGACACCAGUAAAACCCACGCCGGCUGCGACUAAGAAAUCGAGCAGCGAAGAUUCCUCGUCAGAGGAAGAAGCAACAGCUCCCGUCAAGACUCCAGUAAAAGCUACCCCAGCAAAGGCGGUACCAGCGAAGAAAACUCCAGCCACGAAGAAACAGGCAUCUUCAAGUGAAGAUAGUUCUUCUGAAGAAGAGGAAGCAAUUAAAACCCCAGCAAAGCCACCAGUCAAACUUCCCGGUAAGGGAACGCCGGCUCCUAUUGCUAAGAAGGCGGAAACGAGCGACAGCGAGUCGGACUCCGAUGAAUCAGUGGAAGCAAAGCCAGCAACAAAGACAGUUCCGGCUAAAAGUACCCCUGCUGCAAAAAAAGCUCCAGUGCGCAAAGAAGAAUCAUCUGAUAGCAGUUCAGAGGAGGAUGAAGAGGAAUCCAAACCAGCUGUUGUAAAGAAAUCGGCUCCAGUAAAAGCGGCCGUGGCUGGAAAGAAAGCUGACUCAUCGGACGAUUCGAGCUCUGAAGAAGAAGCACCAGCGGUGAAACCACUUGUCACCAAAAAGUCGGUUACAGCUGUAGCGAAAAAGCAAGAAUCAAGUGAUGAUUCGUCUUCAGAGGAGGAGGAAGCUCCUAAAAAGCUUGUUGCAACCCCCGCUGGGAAACGAUCAGCUCCAGCCAAGAAGGAUGAAUCAUCGAGUGAAGAUUCAAGCGAAGAGGAGGACAAACCACCGGCAAAGAAACCAGCUGUGGCAGUGAAGCCCGCCCAGAAGAAGCCGAAAGAAUCAUCCAGUGAAGAAGAUUCCGAUGAGGAACCGGAGGAGAAACCAGCUGCUAAGAAAACAGCCGUUGCGAAGCCAGCCAAGAGAAAGGCAAAUGAAGAUGAGGACGAAGAAGAUGAGGAAGACGAUGCUGAAGAGGAAGAGCAGCAGCCACCUGCAAAGAAAGCCAAUUACAGCAACUUCGUCAAAGCCGGUGAAGGAAAUCGGAAUAAGCCCGAAGAAAAGAAACGAAAAACUCCUGCCAAAACACCGGUAAAACCACAAACCAAAACCCCUGCGAAGACUCCCGUAAAACCCAAGCCGGCUGCAUCUGAGGAAUCAAGCAGCGAUUCCUCGUCGGAGGAAGAAGCAACAGCUCCCGUUAAGACUCCAGUAAAAGCUACACCAGCAAAGACAGCAAAGAAAACUCCAGCCACAAAGAAACAGGCAUCUUCUAGCGAAGAAAGUUCUUCUGAAGAAGAGGAAAAAAAUAAAACCCCAGCCAAGUCACUAACCAAACUACCUGCCAAGGGAACGCUGGUUCCUGUAGCUAAAAAAACGGAAACGAGUGACAGCGAGUCUGACUCCGAUGAAUCAGUGGAAGUAAAGCCAGCAACAAAGUCAGUUCCAGUUAAAAGUACCCCUGUUGCUAAAAAAGCUCCAGUGCGGAAAGAAGAAUCAUCUGAUAGUAGUUCAGACGAUGAUGAAGAGGAAUCCAAACCAGCUGUAGUAAAAAAAUCGGCGCCGGUAAAAACGGCCGUGGCUGGGAAGAAAGAUGAAUCAUCGGACUAUUCAAGCUCCGAAGAAGAAGCGCCAGCAGUGAAGUCAGCCAAGAGAAAAACAAAUGAAGAUGAGGAAGACGACGCUGAAGAGGAAGAGCAGCAACCAUCUGCAAAAAAAGCAAAUUAUAGCAACUUUGUCAAGGCGGGUGAAGGAAAUAAGAAUAAGAUACUAACGUUACUUAUUUUCUGUAUUGAAAUCACACGAGCAGCACAGUCGCUAUGGCCGAAUCUACAGGCAGAGAAAUGUUCCAGCGGCGGAAACCUGAAGUACAUCUCCGGUAAUGCUCUGACAGACAGUCCGAACUGCCUAGGGCCAAACAAUGCUCCAUACCCUAGCAGCGUAGUGACGCGGACGUUCUCCAACUGGAAUCCCAGCGGAACGUCCCGACGGGGGAGAAUGAGCCAAAUGCCCGUUCUAGACCCGAAAGUGAUGCAGCAAACAUUGAUGCAAACAUACGGCGAUAUCAACGACGUAACGCAGAGCGAAGAUGUGCGAACACGAUAUAGUCGCUCGGUGGACAAUACGCAGCAGUGUCGUGACACUCCAUCGCGGUUGUGCAAAACCCGAUACAACACAACCGCGCCAAUGUACGGAGUGAGUCUCACGUCUGGCCAGCCUGUAACCAUUGUGCAAAAGUUUCCCGAUCUCCUACAGCAAGUGGUGUUUGAAGUGUGCGAAUCAUCUGAGUGCGACGUGGUACGGGGUGAAUGCACUCAAACAUACGUACCGUAUUUGUUCCUAGUGAUCCCGCUGGGACCAGUAACGCUGACUGGUCAGGAUUACGUCCUAGUCGAGAGUGGCUGUGUGUGCAAGCCAAAGUAUGCAACGGAAAAACCUCGCGAAUCUGGCGGGAACUUCAUACCUUGAAUAAGCGAUUGAAGCGACAAACUGAGACUAAAGAUCCCGAGUUCGACAAGAUGCAUGAUUGGAACUUUAGAGGCAACCGAAGCCCGAGUGUGAAUUGUAGCGAGUUUUUUUUUACAAUCGGUUUCUUUGAAACUAACGACACAGCUCAAUAGACGAUAGCUGUUAAAUGGAUAUUAAGCGAAACGAUACAAAAACUAGACAGACAAACGGUUCGAUCCUUUUUUUAUGAUCUUGAGCCUAUAGUUCAAAAAAUGAAUAAAAUAUGUUUUCAGUAGAAUGAAAAUGGCAUGAAUGAAUGAAACUGACUAUCGACGAAGAGUCUAGCUUUAAGAUUAUUUAAUUUGGUUUAAGGCUCAUUCAAAAAUUAAUUCAUUCGUUUAGAGGCGUCCAAGCUUCAAGUUAGUGAAGUCAAAAUGUACGAGAAGCGAAGGAUUUAACUUGUGAAUAAACCAUAAUCAAAAUAAUUACUAGUAAGGACAUCGUCUUUCCACCCCAAAUAAAUUAAUUAUCCCAGCUUAAUGUAAAUAUAUUUCCUCCUGUUUCAUAGCAUGAUACUACACCCUAAAAGUAGGAGAAGGAAUGACAAAUAUAUUUUUUGUCAUUUGACUAAUUUAUCGAUAACUUUUUUUUCGGAAGUCAAUUCCAGUUUAGGAUAUUCAAUGAAUCAGUAUAUAACGGUUGAAGAAUCAGAUAACUUUUUCUAAUACAGCUUCGCACUAUAUAAUAAGUUAUACGAGACAUGCGAAGAACUGGCAAAAAAUAACUUGUUCACUGUUUGAUGGUUUAAGACGAAAGAGAUCGUCUAGCUUUAUUAUUUUUCAUCUCUAAGCUUCUGUUGUAUUACAGCAUAUAGAAACUAUACUAUAAAUAUACUUAUAGAACAUGUUCGAAUUAUGGCAUCGAAAAAAGAUUCAGCGCAUUAGGUGAACACAUUAGUCUUUAAUUUGAGUAAUCUAUUAUUCAGUGCGUAUAGUGCGAAGAUGAUAUGAAUAUGACAGAUCAUAGUUCUUUUACAUAAAGUUUGGUCCAUGAUAGCAAACCAAUCCGAAUACCACGAAAUGUCAUGACAUUAAAUUGUCAUUUGACAUAAAUUUGACUCUCAAGCCGUAGAUUUCAGGUUCAUAGCAAUGUCACAAAAUCAUGAAUUGAAAAUGACUUUUGAAAAAAGUGCGCGAUGUAGUCAAACGACACAAAAUGACAUUUUUCAACACUGAGUAGGAGAACGUAAAUUGAUGAUCAUGUAUUACGUAUCGAGUUCUUAGUUAGUUUCGUCUCAGCAGAAAUCGUAUUAACAAAGAAGCGGUACGUAGGUAAUGAAAAUCAUCCCAUAAUAAUAUUUCAAUUCUUAAACAAGUGGGUAUUUUGCGCGAUGAAAAUUAUAUUUAUCUGUACGCUAAAACUACGAGUUCCUACCGAUUUUAACCUAUCGUUUCACUAUCUAUUAUGCAUUUGUUUAUGCAAAAAUUAAUAAUAAAUUAUUUAUUUUUAAUUAUACGAAGGUUUAAGUAA
Molecule: messenger RNA, 4660 nt
Organism: Armigeres subalbatus
Lineage: Eukaryota; Metazoa; Arthropoda; Insecta; Diptera; Culicidae
Product: nucleolar protein dao-5-like
Exons: 6
Coding region: 239-3151 (970 amino acids)
Cellular component (GO): nucleoplasm; nucleolus
Source: RefSeq, a predicted model, not a curated record